Messenger RNA from Aegilops tauschii subsp. strangulata, 2992 nucleotides. The record is from RefSeq and is a predicted model, not a curated record. NCBI's taxonomy places the organism in Eukaryota, Viridiplantae, Streptophyta, Magnoliopsida, Poales, Poaceae.
AAAAGACCGAGCGGAACGAGACACCUGCCCGACUGCCGCCGUUCGUCCAGCCGUCGCCGCCGCCCGUCCGCCCGACAAUCCGGCUCGGCGCUCGUCCCCGGCGACCGCACCCUCCCACUCAUCCAGUAGCCGCGGCGCUGCCUUUAGUACAGGAGGGGCGCCCCUGCCGAGCGGUGAAACCCCACCCUGCCCAAAUCCGUCGCCAAGCCACCGGCGUCCCCGAUGGAGGCAUUUCCGCCGCCUCCGCUUCCUCCGCUGCCCGCGAAUGUCUCCUCCGCUCCGCCGCCGCCGCCGUCGCCUCUGCAUCAGCAGGCUGGGUAUGCUCCUGCGCCGGCAACGCUCCUGGUGCGGCACCUCCCAGAGGCGAUCACUCAGGACAUGCUCUCCGGGCUCUUCUCCCGCCACGGCGCCACAUCCUUUCGCCCCUGCGGUGGAAAGUUGAGGAACUGCGCGUUUGUGGAUUUUAGGGACGAGAUGGCGGCCAAUCAGGCGCAGUCUCAGUUGAACAGGUUGAGGCUCCUUGGGAAAGUACUGAUACUCGAGAGAGCAAACCAGCCAAAUGCCAAGAAUGCGAGCGAGAAGGCUCGGGAGCAAUUAGCUCGCGGGAUGCCUCAAGUGCCAAGUAUGAAUUCCCAAAAUCAAAAGAGUUCCACAUCAACUCCCGAACCGAUCGCUUCUAGGCUUGGUGUGGACUAUCCAUUUCCUCCUCAUCUUGAGUAUGCAUAUCCACCACCAGACGGAAACAUAUUGAACAAUAUUGUCAACUCUCUCAUUGCCGUUCCCCGAUUUUAUAAUCAGGUGUUGCAUUUGAUGAACAAGAUGAACCUUCCAGCUCCAUUUCGGAUGGCAUUGCCUACUCCACCUCUACCAUCACAAGGGCCUCUUCCUCCUCCCCCUCCACCGCAGCCUUCUAUGACAGAGAAACUUCACUUGGCUGAUUUGUCUAGUGAUGAGUCUGAGAUGGAGUCUUCUGAUGAAGAUGUUGAUAAAAGGGAAGUCAAGCGCGCAAAGCAUGAAGCUAUUGUUGGUCCUGCAGUUGAUAGAAGUGUCGCUCAUGAAUCGGUCGGGGUGAAACCAGUUGCAUUAGUUCCCAAUGAGCUUCAAGUAAUAAAAAAGAAAAACCCAGUACUGCAGAUAAAAAUUGUCCCUAAGGCUGCUUAUAAGGAACUUGCUGAUCGGAGUAUUAUCGACAGGGAAUUGGCCUCUAGAGAUGAACAACUUGAAGAAAAACAUUUUGCCACACCUCAGGAAAUAGAGAAAGAGAAAUUACCGACAGAGGAGAUUUUGUCCCUUCCCAUGUUCAAGAAUUACACUCCAGGGAAUCCUGCCAGUGUAUUAUAUAUUAAGAACUUGGUAAAGGAUGUUGUUCAUGAUGACUUCUACUAUGUCUUUGGAUCUGUGUUUGAAAGCUUGGACGCUGCAAGAUCUGGCUUAAGUAUAAAGUUAAUGCAGGAAGGUCGAAUGCGGGGCCAAGCUUUUGUGACGUUUCCAUCCGUUGAACAUGCUCAACGCGCACUGAUCAAUAACACUGUGGGACGAUUUGGAGGAGAGGGGGAAAUGAGGAUGAGAACGAUUUGGAGCGCCCUUUAUGGCCAUAGAGGGUCGGAUGACAACUCUGUUAGAGUGACCUUUUCGACAAAUAUCGAGGGUUGGAGUAGAGCCCACAUAUUCAGGUCUGUUCUUAUCCUCAUUUCCCCCUCUCCUCCAAAUCUUCCUCGGCAAGACUCCUCGAACUGUCCAACACACGCGCAAUCCUCAAACCCUAGCUCCUCCGAUCCAAACACCUCCUGGUCCCUCGGUCCAUCCGCCAUGGCAUCGCCCGCCGGUGACGACAGCCACCUCUUCGCCGGCGUCCACUUCCUCCUCAUCGGUUUCGACUGCGUCUCCAUGUCCCAGUACCGGUCGAAGUUGGUGCAGAGCGGCGGCACCGACGCCAUGCAAUUUGGCGGCGGCUGGACCCACAUCGUCGUGCGCGGCCUUGUCUACGUUGACCCGGUCUGCGCGGUGGCGCGGGCGCAAGGGAAUAAGGUUGUCAGCGAGAUGUGGGUGGAUGAUAGCUUGGAUCAGGGUGCCGAUGCUGAUAAAGUUAUUUAUUGGCCAGCCAGAGAUUUGAAGGGAAUACCUGGUAGUGGCUCACUGCAGAUUUGCUUGACGGGGUACCAAAUGAAGGACCGCAAAGAUAUAAUGUUAACUGCUUGCCAUUUUUCUUCAAAUGAACUAGGUGAGAAAUACAAGUGUGCGGAAAGGUUGGGCAUCAAGAUUGUUAAUCACCGGUGGUUGGAGGAUUGCUUAAAGUCAUGGAAAAUCCUACCAGAAGAUGAUUAUAGCGAGAGUGGCUGGGAACUAGAGAUAGUGGAGGCGCAAGCCAAGGAACGCCUCAAGUUCCCGAUUCGGGAUCGCCAAGUUCGCAAAUGGGAAGUAUGCCGUGAAUAAAGCAAAGAAAAGAAGCAGCAAGGUGCUCGCCGCAGCCCUGGCACUCCUAAAGCGCGCCCAUCCGGAGGUGGGCACCGACUUCUUGGCGUGCAAUGAUCUUCCUCCCGACAUCCAGGACCAGACCGCCAAGUACGCCAAGGUCGCAAGAGCCUUUGUUGCCUCGUGCUUUAGCAAGCUCGAAGCAGACGAAGCCUGAUGAACAACUUUAAAGAUGGACCUUGUUUGUAGAUACAGCCUGAACUUCUUGUGUUAGAAUAAAGGUUAUGAAAUCUUCAGAGAAAACCGGUGAAAAGAAGUCAAGGGCCGUCACCUGUCGUAGCGUUCUGUCCCUGCCCCUGCCUUUCAUCGGUGAAAUGUAUUCCAGAAAGCUUUCAGAAAUGACCUGGUAUCUUUCGCUCGUUGCAACCGGGAGGCACAAAAAGUGGCGUAACUUAUGAUUCAAAUUCUCCUAUGUAUUGGGAUGGGAUGAUGAUCCUUCUAGUAUUAUCCUAGCUUAUAUUGUGGACAAUGUAACAUUUGAAUUAAUUAAGUGGCUGAAGAUUAAAUGGCAUUCCUAAAA